AUGAGGAUCGCGGUCCAAGGGUGUUCGCACGGCAGUCUAACAGCGAUAUACGAUACCGUUCAACAAUAUACCUUGCACACUUCGAAGCCUGUCGACCUCCUGCUGCUAUGUGGGGAUUUUCAGGCAUUGAGAUCAACGAGCGAUUUCGCUUCUUUGGCUGUUCCAGCAAAAUAUCAUUCCUUGGGGACGUUCCAUGAAUACUAUUCUGGACUGAGAAAGGCACCAGUCUUGACGAUAGUGAUAGGAGGGAAUCAUGAAGCUUCGAACUACAUGUGGGAGCUAUAUCAUGGGGGAUGGUUGGCUGAAAAUAUCUAUUAUAUGGGUGCUGGGGGGAGUGUGUACGUUGAUGGUCUGAGGAUAGUCGGUGCUAGUGGUAUUUACAAGGAUCACGAUUAUAGGAAAGGUCAUUUUGAAAAAGUACCAUAUAACAAUUCGACAUUGAGAAGUGUAUAUCAUAUAAGGGAAUACGAUGUUAUGAAGCUAAUGCAGCUGUCAUAUUGUGACGACUCUAUAUUCUUGUCUCACGAUUGGCCAAUAUCAAUAGCCAGACAUGGUGAUACCGGUGCUCUACUACGGCGAAAACCAUUUUUCAGAGAUGAGAUCAAUAAGAAUACCCUCGGUUCACCACCCCUUUUCACCCUUCUGAACCAUAUCCAACCAUCGUACUGGUUCUCAGCUCACCUCCACGUAAAGUUUGCAGCAUUAUAUGACCACUCUUCAUCGACCACUCAGCAGAUAGACAAGCUGGAAGAAUCAUUACCGUCUAUACCGUCGAAUGGUGAAAUGCAUGUAGAGAAGAACCCAGAUGAGAUUGCUAUAGAGGAUGAUGAUGGAUUCGACUUACCACCGACGAAUGACAAUGGUACGACAUCAGGCAAUCCAGAUGAAAUCACGAUCGAAGAUGAUGAAUUUGAUGAUCCGCCUAUCACCACUACGACGGAUGCAGCUGAACCUCCAGCAAUAACAACGGAAUCAUCGACAACUCAGAAAGAUCUCAAAAUAGAUGAAAGUGUAGAUAUAGUUGAGAAAGCUACAGAAGAAGGUAUACAAGACGGUAUAACGGAACUUAUCGGUGCGCCAAUUAACAAAGUUGAAGAAGCUGUCAAUUCGGUAGACGAAGCGAAACUGGAGAAAGCAGAAGAACAAGGGAGAAGAACGAAAUUCUUGGCUUUAGAUAAAUGUGGACCUGGCAAAGAUUUUAUACAGUUCUUUGAAAUUCCCACACCUUCCUCAUCGACCCCCGAUCACCCACCUCGCCUAACAUUCGAUCCUGAAUGGCUAGCCAUAUCCCGCUCAUUCCAUCCAUACCUAUCCACCACAAUUCAACAAACACCUUUACCCUCCCCGGAAAUACUAAAACAGCUCGUAUCGGAUGAACGUCAGCGUAUAGAAGAAGAAGGGUUGUUGGUUCCUUCGCAGAAUGUAAAUGAAGAUGGGACGGUUGAUCUGGUUUGGACAAAAGGUCCAAUAGAAAUUGAGAGGGUACAGAAGUUCUGGCCUACAGCUCCAUCGCAGAGUCAACUUCCCCCUGGACCUGGAGGAAACCUAGGGGCAGACCAAUGGUAUACUAAUCCACAGACUGAGGCGUUCUGUGGACUGUUGGGUUUGCAGAAUAAAGUGAAUCCUGCUCCAAUAUGA
Molecule: messenger RNA, 1638 nt
Organism: Kwoniella botswanensis
Lineage: Eukaryota; Fungi; Basidiomycota; Tremellomycetes; Tremellales; Cryptococcaceae
Exons: 6
Coding region: 1-1638 (545 amino acids)
Biological process (GO): mRNA splicing, via spliceosome
Cellular component (GO): nucleus
Molecular function (GO): RNA lariat debranching enzyme activity
Source: RefSeq, a predicted model, not a curated record